AUGGAGCCCGUCUCACUAGCGUUGGGCAUCCUCCCCGUAAUCGGCGGCUCAAUUGGCGCCUACAAAGCGACCGUCUCAAAACUCAAGAUUUUUUGCCAUUACUCUCGGGAGGUGAAACGACUGCGACAACGCUUCGAUCUCCAGCGGGUUGUUUUUCUCAAUGAAGCCGAACUGCUUCUCUCCGAUGUGUUGAGGGACAAGGCAGUCGCAAAGAGUAUGGUUGACGGGGAAGGCCAAUCGCGAUGGGAUGACACCGAUCUUGAGGCGAGUGUUCGAGAUCACAUGGGCCGGAGCUUGGACUCGUUUAAGGAUGUCAUGGAAGAAAUCGACACCACCAUGACAGAAUUCCAAGAGGGGUUAGAUUGUUUCAAGCAGUUAGAGGCCGAGAGACAAGAGGACGAAAAUGUCAAAGACGCCGUCAAGAGACUACGCAAGAGGGUCAAGAUCACCUUCAGCAAAGACAAGUUCGACGACCUUACAAGCAAGCUCAAGCGAUCCAACAAGGACCUCGAACGCAUCCGGAAACAGGCCCACGACAUCAGUGUCAAGGACACAGCAAAGUGCGUUGUCAAAACUUGCUGCAAGGUAGAAAAGCAGCCUCCCCGCCAUUUUCCGUCGUUCGGCUCCAUACGGAGAGCUUCGCGUGCUCUUCAUGAGGCGUUGCUGACAGCUUGGUCCAACACAUCGGAAAGACAGCUUCGCCAUUCCCUCAGGCUGUUCCUGGAUGCUGAAGGAGUGGAGGAGGUGCGGAUGAACUUAGCCAUUCUAUGCUACGGGCAUCAGAUGACACAUGAGGUGACAACUGCCGAAGCCAACUUGAUCCGCCUCCACGUCCAGUCACGCACCCUUGAAUCACUAUCAUGGACUCGUCCAACUGGUCUAUUGACCCCAGCCGAUUCGACAGUUUCAAUCGACUCCCAAAGCACCGAGGAAGGCGGUAGGCGGAAGCGACAAAGAGUACGAUUUGCCCCGUCGCCAUCUGAAAACUCCAAAGACCAUCCAAAUGAUGUCCCUGACCAUUCCUCGCUUUUGCCCAAAUGUCCAGUCCCCGACUGUCGAGUCAUGACAGAUCCAGAUGUACUUGAACUUUCAGGCGAUAUCUGCAUGGAGAUUAAGCGCCGGGUUACUCGCCACCUGAUCUCACAGACCCCGAGCUGUCUCCCUCCAUGCCUUGGUCACAUUGACUACUCGGUGGAAGAGAGCUUCAGACAUUCUUUCUAUCCGUCAAUAGACGAUGAACUCGAGCACAAAGAGUGUCAGGCAACAUUAAACCCCGAGGAAGUCAUGAGAAUGGACGACAUCCUCGCGAAACCAGUUGACAAGAGGUUAACCAUUGUCCACCAACUCCGCUUGGCCCUACAAAUCGCGUCAGCUGUCCUCAAGUUCAGCUCGACGCCGUGGUUAAGAGAGUACUGGAGCGUCCGUGAUCUGUACCUUUUCCACGGAAGCCAAGCUGAUGAGUUAUCUGCAUCUAUUCAGACGAUGCACUUUAAAGUCGACGUUAUCAAUUCGCAGGAUCUAGACUAUGAGUCCUUCAUGGAUGUGGACAUGUCCUUGCCCAAUACUCCCAUGUCCGCCCUCAUGGACCAGGCAACACGAAAGUACGGUAUCCGAAACAUGACGCUAUACAGUCUCGGUGUCGUACUGUUGGCUAUCGGACAAUGGGCGCCAGUCGAUCUCAACGACGUGGAGGAAGUGCGUCGGCUGGCUACUGAGCCGUGUCGUUUGGGGCCGAGAUAUCAGGAGCUCACGCAAAAGGUGCUAGACUGUGAUUUUGGCUAUGGAAAAGAUUUGACUAAGCCGAGACUUCAGGAGGCUGUGUACGAGAAUGUGCUGUUGGAGUUGGAAACGAUGAUUGAGCGGUUAGAUCUGAGCAGGUAG
Molecule: messenger RNA, 1881 nt
Organism: Fusarium keratoplasticum
Lineage: Eukaryota; Fungi; Ascomycota; Sordariomycetes; Hypocreales; Nectriaceae
Exons: 3
Coding region: 1-1881 (626 amino acids)
Source: RefSeq, a predicted model, not a curated record